Pyrenophora tritici-repentis Pt-1C-BFP is the source of this 1197-nucleotide messenger RNA. The record is from RefSeq and is a predicted model, not a curated record. Lineage: Eukaryota; Fungi; Ascomycota; Dothideomycetes; Pleosporales; Pleosporaceae.
AUGCCUCACUCAGAUCGCUCCCCGUCUCCAACACGCGAUACCUUCCGGGGCCUUCCGCCCUUCCCAGACAACGUCCCCACCGCACCACUUCUCCGCAUAUCGCUCCAGAAGCUCCUCCAACACGACGAAGAAGAACAGAACCGGUGUUGGAAAGCUUGUUGCGAACUGGGUUUCUUCUACCUCGAUGUGCGCAAUGCGAACACACCGCCUAGAAGCACCAAUGGCGACGAGAACGAGUCUGAGCAAGCCAUCGACGGCGACGCACUACUCCAAGAUGUCGACAACCUCUUCUCAGUCAUGAAAGAGUUCUGCAGCCUAGACGUGCAAGAAAAGACAAGAUACGACUUCAAAGCACAAGGCACAUACUUUGGCUACAAAGGCUACGGCGAAGGCAUCAUGGACGCAAAAGGGACAAAAGACAGAAAUGAAUUCUACAACAUCUCAAAAGACGACAUCCUCUCCCUCAGCGAACCCCUCCCCGCCCACGCAACCGUUAGCGCCCACCGCCCCCUCUACAAAUCCUACAUCCAAACUUCCCACGCUAUAUGCAUGCUCAUCGCCUCCCUCCUCUCCUCACGCCUCCCCCUCACAGACGCCGCGCGCAAAGCCGGCGGAUUACCAGCACUGCACCGUCUGCGCGCCCGUUCCGGGGACCAAAUCCGCUUCGUGCGCGCGCCGCCGCAGGAAGUCUCCGUCAAGGGCGUAGCACUGGGCGAACACACAGAUUUCGGUAGUGUGACUGUGUUGUUCAACCAGUUAGGUGGUUUACAAGUUCGUCUACCUGCGUCGAUAGCGCCCAAUCUACCUUUAUCAACAGAGCCGCCGCCGACGGAGGUCGAGAGGAGACUUUGUGAAGAUGGAUGGGCGUAUGUGAGACCGCUAGCGGGCCAUUGUAUAGUCAAUCUAGGUGAUGCGUUGGUCAAGUUUUCAAACGGUGGGUUCAGGAGUAAUGUUCAUCGUGUUGUGGCGCCGCCUGGGGAACAGGGGGCCGUGGAGAGGUAUAGUUUGGUGUACUUUUGUCGGCCCGAGGAUGAGGUUUUGUUGAGGGGGUUGGUGGUGGGUGUGGAGGAAGAGGAGGAGGUUACGGCCAAGGAGUGGAUAUUAAGGAGGGCAUUGGGGCGGAGGGAGAAGGAUGGGUGGGAGAAGAGUAACGGGACUGAGAGGAGUAGUAUGAGGAGUGGGGGGAUGAGGACUUGA